AUGCUGCGCUCCACGUCCACCGUCACCCUGCUCUCAGGUGGCAGCGCCAAGUCGCCUGGGACACCCAGUAGGAGGGCAAAUGUCUGCAGACUACGGCUGACCGUGCCUCCUGAGAGUCCAGUGCCCCAGCAAACAGAAAAGAAGAUUGAGAGGAAAGAUCAGCCUCCAGAACUAAGCAACGGAGAACCUACCAGGAAGCUUCCUCAGGGUGUUGUCUAUGGUGUGGUGCGAAGAUCGGAUCCCAACCAGCAGAAGGAAAUGGUUGUAUAUGGCUGGUCCACCAAUCAACUGAAAGAAGAGAUGAACUACAUCAAAGAUGUGAGGGCCACUUUGGAGAAAGUGAGGAAGCGGAUGUAUGGAGACUAUGAUGAGAUGAGGCAGAAGAUUCGCCAGCUCACCCAGGACCUGUCGGUUUCUCAAGCUCAGAAGGACUACCUAGACAGUCACAUCCAAGCACAGUCAUCAGCCCUGGAUAGCUUCAAUGCCAUGAACUCAGCAUUGGCGUCUGACUCUGUUGGCCUGCAGAAAACCCUUGUGGAUGUGACUUUGGAAAAUAGCAACAUCAAGGAUCAAAUCAGACAUUUGCAGCAGACCUAUGAAGCAUCCAUGGAUAAGCUUCGGGAGAAGCAGAGGCAGUUAGAGGCUGCUCAAAUGGAAAACCAGCUGCUGAAAAUGAAGGUGGAGUCAUCUCAAGAAGCCAAUGCUGAGGUGAUGCGGGAGAUGACGAGGAAGCUGUACAGCCAGUAUGAGGAGAAACUGCAGGAGGCCCAGCGCAAGCACAGCGCGGAGAAGGAGGUGCUCCUGGAAGAGACCAAUAGCUUUCUGAAAGCCAUCGAAGAGGCCAAUAAGAAGAUGGAGGCAGCUGAGCUCAGCCUGGAGGAGAAAGACCAGAGGAUCGGGGAACUGGACAGGUUGAUUGAGCGAAUGGAAAAGGAACGCCAUCAACUCCAACUCCAGCUCCUUGAGCAUGAAACAGAAAUGUCAGGGGAGAUUGCAGAUUCUGACAAGGACAGGUACCAGCAACUGGAGGAGGCAUCAGCCAGCCUUCGAGAGCGGAUCAGACACCUGGAUGACAUGGUACAUUGCCAGCAGAAGAAAGUCAAGCAGAUGGUUGAGGAGAUCAUGUCGCACGAGCUCUUCUCCACAUUUAGUCUCCGGCUUUUUGGAAGAUGAUAAGAUGUAGCCUGCUCUGGGUAGAAGCAGAGGUGAACUCGUCUUACUGGGUGUGAUUAGAAGAACACUUGUACUCUCUUCGGGGAAGAGGUGGUGUUUUAUCUGUGCCGAGCCCGGAGCAAGCAGGAAAGACAUGCUAUCCAAAGGAAACCUUGGCCCCGUGGGGCCCUCAUUUGUGAAAAUACUCUCAGACAGUAGCCUCGACACAUACAACCUCAAACAACAGAUCAAAGAGACCUCAGAGAUACACAGGCUGUUUCUUUUUAGAAACUUGGGUUCCUAGACAUCAAAGCAAGAACUGCACUGAAAUUCUUGCGCUGAAAAAGACUGUUAAAAAUAAUUCAGAAAGUGCCAGGGGGAGCAGCCGCAGAAGAUGCCCACCAAGGAGAAGGGAAGAGAGGCGAAGUGUGUCAGCGCUCUGGGAAAGAGGCGCACCUCACUGGAUCACACUCCCAAAAAUGCAGAUUGGGCCAAAUGUCCUGGUAGUUUGGUUAUAUUUGUUAUAUGGUGGCCCUCAUAUUUGCAGGUGACCCUUUGGAUGUCCUUUCUGAAUUACUGUCUACAGUCAUUGUCAGUUAAUGUCACUCUUGUUUAAGGAAAGUUCGGUUUGCUUCUAUCCUUCUGGGCAUCUUGUCUGAAUAGACAUGGCUCAACCAGCUUCAGGGCAAGCGGGAGUAUGCCUAAUGAAAAGAGAAAUAUGUCUAGCUAAGAUGUAUGGGCAUGAGAUGAACGAAGCGUGCUUUGUUCAUGGUCUAUCUUCAUAGAGGCCAUUUGUUGAUAACCAGUGUGCUAUUAUUUCAUCAGUGUGCUAUUAUUUCAUCUUUUUUUUUCUUAAAAAAAAAAAGGAAACUGUGUUGGCUGGGGGCUGCUGCUAUCUUGUCAGAGUUUGCCCUUGUUCUUUCAUAUGGUGCUCUUGUCAAUCCCAGCUUAGGGUGGCAUGAAAGGGAAGGAAGCAGACAAGACAAUCCACACCUGAAAAGAGCUCUCUGUGAUGUGAACCUGGGUGUGGGAUCCCAUUUAAAGCUGGAUCCCAUAUACUCCAUAGGGGUUUGUGGAAAGCUGGAGUCAGAGUCAAAAGCCACUCAUCCCCUCAUGACCCUAGGUGGUCACUUACCUGCGCUAUUCCUAGGGACUCAGUCUCUGGCAUUUCUUCUGGAACAAGUCUCAGGAGGUGAAAUCACAGGAUCUAAGGGAGUGGCCUUGAACUUCAGAGAAGUUGCAUUGGGGUGAAUCUCUCUUCCUGUGUGGUGUGGUAUGCUUUUGCCUGUUUCUCCUCUCUUGGGCUAAAGUCAGUCCAUGGAGCCCAGAGAUGUCUUGUUCUGUGGAGAAGAUGGUGAGGUACCCAGAGUGUGAACACCACUCUCCUCAUGUAUCCUGAAUGCUGCCCCCUCCUCCUAUCCUGACCCUGGUUGUAGGCUAAUUGGUGAUCUUUGAUCUGAGUUCUUUGCUUCAACUUACAAUCCUAUGUCUUAGUUCUGUCUUCCUACCUAGAUUGGCAUGGUCUCACGUUGUCUUAAAUUGCUACCAAACCUGACUCGUGUUCAAAUCCUUAGUCAUCCUACUUCCCCCGGCUCUUAUUUGACCCUUUGCCUGUACUCCUAAGGCUUUAUCUUGUCUCUUAGCCACUCUCCACCCCACCCAAAGGAGGUUCUGCUCAACUUGGGGCAGGAUUUAUUUGUAGCCAAUGAAAAUGUUGUCUUUUUAAUUUCUAGCGGUUAACAUAGUGUAGUCACUUCUUUAUUUAAAUUAAAUCUUAAUACUUCAUCUAAAAUAUGAAAUUUUUAGAGGUAUCACAAAGAAUAAAGUUGGGUCAGCCUUUCUUCCCUGUGUAUUCUAGAAAAAUAGCAAUCACAAGAGCAUAGGCAGGUCAUGGUGUGUCUAGCGCCUCAUCUUUGUCAGCCUGGAGAACACUCACUGUGGACUGGGAGGUGACAUGGUGUCCUCAGCUGGCUGGCCAGGCUUCUCCUUUGUGAACUAAUGCUCAUGUCCUUCAUUGAGUUUUUAAAUCAACUCCCUUAUCUUCCCGCCUGAUAAUUUAUGUUGCUGGCAUGGGUCAUUUACUGAAAAAUACUUGUGAUGUUCUCAUCUGCCAGUUGGUGGUAUCUGUUUGUGGAAUCUCUUACACAAAUAUUGAGUUUUUCUGAGGUUAUAGUUAUCAAUUUUUUUUACUAUGUUGUAUGUCUUGUUUGUCAUUGUAAAAGUAUUAAAGUUUUGUUUGUCAUUUUUAUCUUUUAUUGAAACCCAUGUGUCUGUCACCUCCCCCUUUCCUUCCUCUAUUUUUGUCUAUGGCACUUACACUGUAUGUGGUGUGUUUUGCCUUCGUUCGUCUGUUGUUCUGCUUGUUUUGUUUUUGUCUCUCUCCCUCUUAUAGAAUGGAAGCUCUGUGAGGGCAGGGCCUUUGGCCUGUUGCAUUCAUGACUGUAUUCCUAAUAUCUAGAAUGGUCACUGGUGUCCAGUAGGUGCUCAAUAAAUGUUAUUUUUGGACAAAUAAAGACUAAGCCAUCUGAAAUUUA
Cricetulus griseus (Chinese hamster) is the source of this 3686-nucleotide messenger RNA. The record is from RefSeq and is a predicted model, not a curated record. NCBI's taxonomy places the organism in Eukaryota, Metazoa, Chordata, Mammalia, Rodentia, Cricetidae.